Molecule: messenger RNA, 1518 nt
Organism: Eremomyces bilateralis CBS 781.70
Lineage: Eukaryota; Fungi; Ascomycota; Dothideomycetes; Eremomycetales; Eremomycetaceae
Product: DNA primase, large subunit
Exons: 3
Coding region: 1-1518 (505 amino acids)
Biological process (GO): DNA replication, synthesis of primer
Cellular component (GO): alpha DNA polymerase:primase complex
Source: RefSeq, a predicted model, not a curated record
AUGAUUCGACAAGACUUCAAUCGCAUCGAUGCCAAAAGGCGGUCGAAUCUCGAUCCAAAGAAGAAGCAGUUCGCCCAACCGGCCUUUCAGCAUCAUGACUACCAACAUCGCCUCAACUUCUACGUUCUACCGCCUACUGCAGAGAUAACGCUGGAAGAGUUCGAGGAGUGGGCGAUAAACCGGUUGAAGGUGCUCUCCGAACUCGAAUCAUGUACGUUCCGAAAUCGCACGCCGGACGAGACGGCCUCAUAUAUGGCUCCUAUCCUCUCUAAAUACCUCGCUCUUCACUCGAACUCAUCCCGAUCAUCCAUGCUACAGGAGGAGCGGAAACAGGACCACUACUCUCACUUCAUCCUACGACUUGCCUUUUCCUCUACCGAAGACCUCCGCCGGCGUUUCUCCCGAUUAGAAAGCAUGCUUUUCCGUCUCCGAUGGAAGGAGGAUGAUGCAAGAGAGCGAAGGGAGUUCGUGGAUAGCCUAGACUUAAGGUGGGAGAAAGUAGGGGAUGAGGAGAAAAGGGAAUUGGCAAGCGAACUUGCGGCCGUGACGUAUAAGACGAGGCAAAGCGAUGACGAUGGCUGGUUCAAAGUUGAAUGGGAACAAGUUCCGGAGCUCGUGGAGAGCAGAAGGGUGUUGCUGAAGAGAGGGGUCGCGUACGUUCCUGCUCGAGAGCAGAUGAGUCUUGUCAUGGCGGAAUUCACACGGCGACUAGAUGCAGCAAUGGAGCUCACUGCCCGAGCCCUACCACGUCUUGACGAGGACGACAGAUUGACGCCGAUCUUGAAGCAUCUGUCCGCCUCCUUUAUCUCACCUGCCAGCACCUACGACAGCAACUCUGCGCUUCCCGGGACGCUACAGCCCCACGCGAACAACAUCCCUCAACUCGCACAACAUUUCCCGGCAUGCAUGGGCCAAUUACAAACGCGACUUGCUCGAGACCACCAUCUCAAACACUUCGCGCGACUGCAAUAUACCCUUUUCUUGAAAGGAAUUGGCCUAUCGCUGCAGGACUGCAUCGUCUUCUGGCGCCGAUCCUUCUCGCUCAUGACCGACGAGAAGUUCGAGAAAGAAUACAAGUACAACAUCCGACACGUAUACGGCGACGUCGGCGGCGACUCCAAUCGCCGCGGAAAGGGAUACAGCGCCUACAGCUGCCAGAAGAUCCUGACAGAGCCGCUGCCGAGCGCUGGCCAAGCUCACGGCUGCCCCUACCGCACGUUCAGCAUCGACAAUCUCCUCGAAUCGCUCCGCAGCAUGGGCGUGCAUGACCGCGAGGUCCUCAAAACCAUCCGCGAGGACGUCGGUCGCCAGCGCUACCACAUUGCCUGCAACCGCGUCUUUGAGUAUCAGCACAAGGCGGAGCUGGAUGGCAAGCCGGGCCAGGAGAUCCCGGGACUGAAGGAAACGAUCGUACAUCCGAAUGACUAUUUCAAAAAGAGCUUCUUGUUGAAGCAUUGGGGUGACAAGGAGGUCCGAGAGGGAGCUGAUGCGGGCGGCCCGUUGAAGAUGGAGGAGUGA